Messenger RNA from Coregonus clupeaformis (lake whitefish), 2942 nucleotides. RefSeq names its product ataxin-1. The record is from RefSeq and is a predicted model, not a curated record. The transcript has 3 exons. The coding region runs from base 250 to 1701 and encodes 483 amino acids. Gene Ontology annotation, cellular component: nucleus. Gene Ontology annotation, biological process: negative regulation of transcription by RNA polymerase II; nervous system development. Gene Ontology annotation, molecular function: RNA binding; protein binding. NCBI's taxonomy places the organism in Eukaryota, Metazoa, Chordata, Actinopteri, Salmoniformes, Salmonidae.
CGCUGUCUGGAUGUUCCCAUUCACUCUGCAGCAUGCUUUACUAAGGACUCAUACCUUUACCAGAAGAGAGAGACUGGAGCGUUGACACUGAGACCACCUGUGACCUCUCUGUCAGUGAUGUUUCACCAGGGAGUGACAAGAUCCCUUAGCCUGCCUCUUUCACAGGAGGCUUAUGUGACUUAACCUCUCCACAACAACCUGUAGGCCGGGGAAGAGAAGUGUCAGUAUAUGUGACGACCGGGUGAACCAAUGAGCACCACACCAACCCCAGGCCCAGGCAGAGAGAGCCUACCGCCCAAGAAGAGGGACCCCAGACCAGGCCUCUCAGAGCAGCUUCCUGCCGUCACAUUCAAGGUCCCCUUCCCUUACAAGAGCCAUAAUGUAGUCAAGACCUACAUUGCAUCCCACUCAGACCUGCUCCCACCUACUCAUGCAUCUGUGCCCCCGCUAUACCAGCCCUGGACCCAGUCCCCCACCACAGCUGCCACCACCAGAGCCAACCAUCUCUCCUCUCCUAUCAGGGAUAGCCAUGGCUGGGCUGAGUGGAGGAAGCACUAUUACAGAGAUUGGGCUGCAGUGCCGCCAGGCUGGCAUGUUCCCUAUAUUUUCCAUCACCGCUCCACGCAUCCCUCAGAACACCCACGCUGUCCCUCUAUCUGCAGAAAUAUGGCCCAGCCUACAGAGGAGCCCAGUGGGGUGGAAACAGGGUACAGUUGGCACUUUAAUACAAAAAUGAGGGAGAAGUUAAAUUCACACACCGAACAGCAAAACAGACAGAGGGGCCCAUAUCUGAGAAGAGAGAAACAGGGGGUACACCAGCCACAACCCAGCUCAGAGGCAGGUUCUGCCCCCCUGAACACUGAUCUAUCUCCUACUGCCUACAAGGACCUACACCACCACCCUGAACUGGUCUACACACACCAUUCCACAGCCCCCAAGUAUCCUGCUUCAGGGCAAAGUCCUUUGGAGUUUGCAGCACAAUCUCCCAUAAGACCAUCACUUACUGUUCAGUCAACAGAGAAAUACUGGACUGUGGGAGUAACAGAAAAAGUAGGAGUGUCUCCCCCUCUCUCCACCCAUCACUCUUCUUACCCCUCCACCUCUUCUGACCAGCUGCCCUGGUUGCUCCCUCACUUUGCGGCAGGCUCUCUAAUCGAGCUCAGAGACGGGCGACUGAGGAGGGUGGAGGAUUUGCAGACAGAAGACUUCCUGAUCGGCGCAGAGGCCUGUCCAGCGCUACGUCUGAGCUACUGCACUGUGCAGCACAUCUCCCCCUCCACAGCCCCAUCCCUCUCCCGCCUCCUCAUCCUCCUACACGAGGAACACACUCAGGAGUUUCUGGAUGUGUAUGUGGAGUACCCGUUCUUUGUGCGAGGGCGUGGCUGGUCCUCUUGCUGCCCCCCAAGAACAGCCCGUCUGUGUGGCCUCCGCUGCCAUCAGCUCAGUGUUGGUGAUGUCUGCCUGGCUCUUAUACCUACAUCACCCUCUGCCCCCCUACCCACCCAGCCCCAGGAGCCUGGCACCCCAGCCAGAAGGAGACAUGGAGGGCAUAAGCCUCUACAAACGUCCUGUCCACAUUCUCCCCUUCGCCCUGCUCCAGACAGGCCAAUAGAAGGGCAGGGAGGGGGGCUGGGCCCAGCACGGAAGAGGCGUUGGUCAGCCCCUGAGCUGUGUGGCCCAGGCACCAACUGCCCGUACUGAUAAUGAUAAACACCGUUCCCAUUAUGGAGAGGGAGCCAACAAAGCCAAGCCAAGCAUAACUUUCGUUUUAUUACCUUUAUCUCAACCUCACAUUCUUUCCAUCCCUUUCUUCGUGACUGUCUGUCUCUUUUCCUCGUCUGUUUUGUAUUAAGAAUAAUUAUGAUAAAGGAGGAAAGAAAUAUAAAUAAGGAUAGUAAGCAAAGGACAAUUGCAGGUAUUUGUGUAAAAGCCAUGGAUUAUCAGAGAUGUGAGAGACAGAAUAUGUCAGGCACAACAUAUUACCUUUAGCCAACUUUAGAAAUGCAAUUUUAAAUGUGUCACCCUAUUAAAACUUGAAUAAAUAAAAUAUCAAUGACAUCAUUCAGGGGGAAUAUAUUUUAUUAUUUGCUACCUCUAUAUUAUCCACUUUAAUUGACAACUGUUUUCUGUAUGUAGAACAGUGAAUGUUGUAGUAUGUCUCAGAGUGUGAAUGGCUCCCUGUGUGCUGUAUAGCCGACUGUUGUUUGCAUUACAUUAUACACUGGUGUCCUUCAUUGGCGUUUGUCUGUUCUUACCUCUUGCUACAGUAUGCCAAUAUUUUAUGUUCAGAAAUUAUAACUGCAACUGAUUUAGGAAAUGUUUGUUUUGAUUAAGAAAUGUAAACAUUUAAAGUACAUUUUCUAUGCUUUACCUCACCAGAUGAUGUUUACAAUAUUUAUCUACAUAUGCUUAUAGAACCUAUGAUAUCGUACAUAAAGCCAUCAACUUUUUCAGUUACCAUGUUUUGGCUGUCAGUGUGUGAGAAUGCUUUUCUGGCCAAAUGAUAUAAAUGUAUUGCACCUGCUAUGUCUGACAAUUCUGGUAUAUUUUGUUGCUGUAUUCUGACAUUUAGUUUUGACAGAAAAUACGGCCUCGAUUCGCCCACCUGCAGAUCUGGAAGGACAUCAAAAGGCAGCUGAAACUGAAUGAUAGCUCAGAGCUCUUUCGAUCUGUCUCUUGUGGGCAAAACCUUGGCAUCUCUGGAACCACAUGCCUCUGUUGUGUUGUGCAGAGCUUAGUGAUAUAUGUCGGUGCCCCCACCUCCAGGAAACUUAACCCAACAGGGCCUGCUUUAUCAAUCCCACACAGUCUCGUAUUUAACGUCAGCCCUGUUAUUCCUCACAGCAGCAGCCUCUGAAUCUGCAUACAGCCAGCCAGAUGUCUUCCACCUGACCUCCGCUCUGCAAACUACACCAACACCUAUGUGUUGUUCAAAGGAAAAA